AUGGACCCCCCUGCCUCUUUCGAAAGGUGCUACCCUGACCUGGGUGCACUGCGCCUUCACUUCGACGUGCUAGACUCCACCCAGCUGUACUGCAAACGGAACAUGGCACGUCUUCUACAAAAUGGGAUUUUACAAGACGACAAAAAUAUGGUGUUGGUGACGUGUAAUGAACAGACAAAUGGAAUCGGGACGAGAGACACGAAGAAGAAGCAAGACAGAAUAUGGUUAUCUGAAAGGGGAAAUAUUUUUACAACUUUUCUUUUUCUGUGGAAAAGGGAAGACCUAGAGAAGGUCAAGUACCUAGCACAAACUUCCACCGUGGCAGUGAGCAAAACGUUGGAGCAUUUCCAUUUGGUAACACAAAUCAAGUGGAUUAAUGAUGUGCUUGUGAACGAAAAAAAAAUAUCCGGUUGCCUUGUUAACUUAUAUUACCUAGAUGACUUCCCCUCCUUGCUAAACCGUUACGUGUGUGUGAUGGUUGGCAUAGGAAUUAACCUAACCCUGACUGACAAAAAUAACCUCCUACGUGAUAACUACACUUGUGUGCAGAAGGAACUACAACGAGAUUUUAAUAACUUGUAUUUAAUCCCAUCGGCAGAAGACGUUAUGGAAAAGCUGAUUUACAAUUUUAAUGCAGUAGUGAUAAAAUUGAAAGAGGAGGGAUUUUCUUCCUUCCUGGACUACAUAACCCCGAGACUUUUGUACAAAGACAGGACCGUUAUGGUCGAUACAGAUCAUGAGUUGAUUGAUGGGCACCUCCAAGGACUCCUCCACGAUGGCUCCCUCCUACUGCUGCGGGGGAAGAACGAGCUCGUCCGCGUGAACACGGGCCAUCUACGCCUCUUCGAAGGAGGCCUCAAAUAG
Plasmodium fragile is the source of this 864-nucleotide messenger RNA. RefSeq names its product biotin-[acetyl-CoA-carboxylase] ligase. Gene Ontology annotation, biological process: protein modification process. The record is from RefSeq and is a predicted model, not a curated record. Lineage: Eukaryota; Apicomplexa; Aconoidasida; Haemosporida; Plasmodiidae. Gene Ontology annotation, molecular function: biotin--[biotin carboxyl-carrier protein] ligase activity. The transcript has a single exon. Gene Ontology annotation, cellular component: cytoplasm. Bases 1 to 864 code for a protein of 287 amino acids.